GUCUGCAAGACCGAAAAGGAUGAAGUACCGAGUACCGAGGAGGACUCGGAAUCUUUCCACGGUGUCGGCGUAUGUAAAUGGUUCAACGUGCGCAUGGGCUUUGGGUUCUUGUCCAUGACCAACCGAGACGAGGGUCCCGCUCGAGGCUCCGGUCGAUGUGUUCGUCCAUCAGGUAAGAGGGGCGCCUUAGUUUUAAAAUGAACUGACUUACCGUCUACUUCUCACACCAAAUAUGUGGUGAAUGGUGGCCCACUACAACUUGACACAGAAUAACAUCUUCAGGCAGUUUUCCUUCUCAAAUGAACACGUGUUGCUGGCUUUCCAUGUGACCUCGUGGUCAUGUACAGUGGGGUCCAAAAUCAUGGACACCCUUGAUAAAGAUGAGCAAUAAUGACUCUAUAAAAUAUAUCAUUCAAAUACUGAGCUAUAUUGUAGGCAAAAAAAGAAGGGAAAUUAUAUUAUUUUAUACUAAUACAAUUGCUCAGAGAAAUAUAUUUUGUUUAACAAGUAAACACAUUUAGGGUUUGACACCCCUAAAGAUUUUCAUAAAUAAAGUAGUCAAAAUAUUAAUAUUUGGUCCCAUAUCCCUAGCACUCAAUGACUACAUCAAGCGUGUGACUCUACAAACUUGUUGUUUGCAUUUGCAGUUCGUUUUGGUUGUGUUUCAGAUUAUUUUGUGCCCAAUAGAAAUAAAUGGUAAAUAAUGUAUUGUGUCAUUUACAUUGUAAAUUGAAAACAAGAAUAUAAUACGUUUGUAAACACUUAUACAUUAAUGUGGAUGCUACAAUGUUUAUGGAUAAUCCUGAAUGAAUCGUGAAAGUUACUGAGGGUCAAAGAUCAUACCCCCAAGACAUGCUAACCUCCCCUGUUAUUGGUAAUGGUGAGAGGUUAGCAUGUCUUGGGGUUAUGAUCUUUGACCCUCUGUAACUUUCUCACUCAUCAUUAUUCACAAUUCAUUCAGGGGUAAUUCUGACCUCUACCUUUUUGAGAGAGAAAAAUAUAACUCUUUCUCUGAGCAAUUGUAUUAGUAUGAAAAUAAUAUAAUGGCACUGUAUUAUGAGCUGUCUUGUUUGCUGAAUGAACAAAUGAAGUAGGCAGUGGCAUAGUGCAUAUAGCCAUAGAAGCACAGUGACAUAUGCCUCAAUUCAUUCAUAUUUGUGGCUUAUUGGGUGUGUGGCUUUCAGUUACAUAUUUUUGGUCACCCAACCCAUGAGAGUGAAUGUCAUUCCAGUUCAUCUGAAUGUCAUUCUACUGCACUGCUUACUAUGAACUAAAUCUGAUGGUGUUUGCAUGUUUAGGUAAAAAUACAAAUAAUGUCCUGUUUGGAACACUGCCAAGUAGAGAUAUUUGGUCAAUCUGAUUGGGUGUGCCUGGCUGCCCAGUGGGUGGGCCUGGGCACACCAGUGCCUUACGCGGCUGGGUUAAAGUUACUUAAAGCUGCAAUAUGUCACUUUUUGGGCGACCUGACCAAAUUCACAUAGAAAUGUGAGUUCAAGAUCUGUCAUUCUCAUUGAAAGCAAGUCUAAGAAGCAGUAGAUCUGUUCUAUGUGCGCUAUUUCUGUCCUUCCCGUUCUUAAGUUUUGUUUUUGCGUUUGCUUUCAGUUUUGUACACCAGCUUCGAACAGCUGAAAAUACAAUAUUUUUGGUUAUGGAAAAUAUAUUUCACAGCGGUUUAGAUGGUACAAUGAUUCUCUACACUCUACAGUGCAUUCGGAAAGUAUUCAGACCCCUUUACCUUUUCCACAUUUUGUUACAUUACAGCCUUAUUCUAAAAUGGCUAAUAUUUUUCCUCAUCAAUCUACACACAAUACCCCAUAAUGACAAAGCAAAAAACAGGUUUUAGAAAUGUUUGCAAAACAGAAAGGUCCCCAAUAACACAGUGGCCUCCAUUAUCCAUCAUUCUUAAAUGGAAGAAGUUUGGAACCACCAAGACGCUUCCUAGAGCUGGCCGCCCAGCCAAACUGAGCAAUCGGGGGAGAAGGGUCUUGGUCAGGGAGGUGACCAAGAACCCAAUGGUCACUCUGACAGAGCUCCAGAGUUCCUUUGUGGAGAUGGGAGAACCGUCCAGAAGGACAACCAUCUCUGCAGCACUCCACCAAUCAUGUCUUUAUGGUAGAGUGACCAGACGGAAGCCACUCCUCAGUAAAAGGCACAUGACAGCCCGCUUGUAGUUUGCCAAAAGGCACCUAAAUGACUCAGAUCAUGAGAAACAAGAUUUUCUGGUCUGAUGAAACCAAGAUUGAACUCUUUGGCCUGAAUCUCAAGUGUCACAUCUAGAGGAAACCUGGUACCAUCCCUACGGUGAAGCAUGGUGGUGGCAGCAUCAUGCUGUGGGGAUGUUUUUCAGUGGCAGGGGCUGGGAGACUAGUCAGGAUCGAGGGAAAGAUGAACGGAGCAAAGUACAGUGAGAUCCUUGAUGAAAACCUGCUCCAAAUCGCUCAGGACCUCAGAUUGGGGCGAAGGUUCACCUUCCAUCAGGACAACGACCCUAAGCACACAGCCAACACAAUGCAUGAGUGGCUUCGGGACAAGUCUAUGAAUGUCCUUGAGUGGCCCAGCCAGAGCCCGGACUUGAACCCGAUCGAACAUCUCUGGAGAGACCUGAAAAUAGCUUUAAAGCGACGUUCCCCCUCCAACCUGACAGCGCUUGAGAGGAUCUGCAGAGAAGAAUGGGAGAAACUCCCCAAAUACAGGUGUGCCAAGCUUGUAGCGUCAUACCCAAGAAGACUCAAGGCUGUAAUCGCUUCCAAAGGUGCUUCAAUAAAGUACUGAGUAAAGGGUCUGAAUACUUAUGUAAAUGUGAUAUAUAUAUAUAUAUAUAUAUAUAUAUAUAUAUAUAUAUAUAUAUAUAUAUAUAUACAGUGGGGUAAAAAAGUAUUUAGUCAGCCACCAAUUGUGCAAGUUCUCCCACUUAAAAAUAUGAGAGAGGCCUGUAAUUUUCAUCAUAGGUACACGUCAACUAUGACAGACAAAUUGAGGAAAAAAAAUCCAGAAAAUCACAUUGUAGGAUUUUUAAUGAAUUUAUUUGCAAAUUAUGGUGGAAAAUAAGUAUUUGGUCACCUACAAACAAGCAAGAUUUCUGGCUCUCACAGACCUGUAACUUCUUCUUUAAGAGGCUCCUCUGUCCUCCACUCGUUACCUGUAUUAAUGGCACCUGUUUGAACUUGUUAUCAGUAUAAAAGACACCUGUCCACAACCUCAAACAGUCACACUCCAAACUCCACUAUGGCCAAGACCAAAGAGCUGUCAAAGGACACCAGAAACAAAAUUGUAGACCUGCACCAGGCUGGGAAGACUGAAUCUGCAAUAGGUAAGCAGCUUGGUUUGAAGAAAUCAACUGUGGGAGCAAUUAUUAGGAAAUGGAAGACAUACAAGACCACUGAUAAUCUCCCUCGAUCUGGGGCUCCACGCAAGAUCUCACCCCGUGGGGUCAAAAUGAUCACAAGCACGGUGAGCAAAAAUCCCAGAACCACACGGGGAGACCUAGUGAAUGACCUGCAGAGAGCUGGGACCAAAGUAACAAAGCCUACCAUCAGUAACACACUACGCCGCCAGGGACUCAAAUCCUGCAGUGCCAGACAUGUCCCCCUGCUUAAGCCAGUACAUGUCCAGGCCCGUCUGAAGUUUGCUAGAGUGCAUUUGGAUGAUCCAGAAGAGGAUUGGGAGAAUGUCAUAUGGUCAGAUGAAACCAAAAUAGAACUUUUUGGUAAAAACUCAACUCGUCGUGUUUGGAGGAUGAAGAAUGCUGAGUUGCAUCCAAAGAACACCAUACCUACUGUGAAGCAUGGGAGUGGAAACAUCAUGCUUUGGGGCUGUUUUUCUGCAAAGGGACCAGGACGACUGAUCCGUGUAAAGGACAGAAUGAAUGGGGCCAUGUAUCGUGAGAUUUUGAGUGAAAACCUCCUUCCAUCAGCAAGGGCAUUGAAGAUGAAACGUGGCUGGGUCUUUCAGCAUGACAAUGAUCCCAAACACACCGCCCGGGCAACGAAGGAGUGGCUUCGUAAGAAGCAUUUCAAGGUCCUGGAGUGGCCUAGCCAGUCUCCAGAUCUCAACCCCAUAGAAAAUCUUUGGAGGGAGUUGAAAGUCUGUGUUGCCCAGCGACAGCCCCAAAACAUCACUGCUCUAGAGGAGAUCUGCAUGGAGGAAUGGGCCAAAAUACCAGCAACAGUGUGUGAAAACCUUGUGAAGACUUACAGAAAACGUUUGACCUGUGUCAUUGUCAACAAAGGGUAUAUAACAAAGUAUUGAGAAACUUUUUGUUAUUGACCAAAUACUUAUUUUCCACCAUAAUUUGCAAAUCAAUUCAUUAAAAAUCCUACAAUGUGAUUUUCUGGAAUUUUUUUCCUCAUUUUGUCUGUCAUAGUUGACGUGUACCUAUGAUGAAAAUUACAGGCCUCUCUCAUCUUUUUAAGUGGGAGAACUUGCACAAUUGGUGGCUGACUAAAUACUUUUUUUCCCCACUGUAUAUAUAUAUAUAUAUAUAUUUUUUUUUUUAAAUAUAUAAAUUUGCAAAAAUUUAUAAAAACCUGUUUUUACUUUGUCAUUAUGGGGUAUUGUGUGUAGAUUGAUGAGGGGAAAAAACAUUUUAAUCAAUUUUAGAAUUAGGCUGUAACAUAAUAAAAUGUGGAAAAAGUCAAGGGGUCUGAAUACUUUCCGAAUGCACUGUACAUGUUUGUUUUGUCACAUAAACUGAAAUUAGGCAAACUAUUAGAAUUUUAGUAACCAGGAAUUGGCAGAGCAAUUUCUGCAUAGUGCAGCUUUAAAGGUGACUUAGCCACUUUUGUACACAGGUAAUGCCUGCCUCAUUCCCUUACAUUUAAGUUUUGCUAGCGAUGGCUGAAGUUAUCUGAAGUUUGUUGUGGUUUUUUAAAGAAAACCGUACCAUAGAUUACAGUUUAUCUUGGCCCAUAUGCUACUUUGAAGGUGAGGAGCCAUCUAAAAUACUGAACUUCCCUUUUAACAGUAUUUUUGUCUUGAAAUAUAAUCGCAUGGUAAUUCAUUCCAAGUGAAGACCACAGGCCUACCUAUGAGGCAAUGGGCUUGUUCGACAUUGCAGGCAACUGCUGACUGACUAAUCAACAAAUCACUUUGCAUCAUAAAUAACUACUCAUUAUUAUUUGUAGAUCAGUGAGACGCAAUUUACCCACUAUGCAUCACAAAUUUGAAGCUCUCGAACACGACCAGUGUCUUUUUAUCCUCAUGGUGUCCAGGGCCCAAGAGUGAAUUGGGAAACUACCCAAGUUAACCCAUCCUUGCCAAUAUUGAAGGGGGAGUAUCCUUUUCCCUCCUAGCUUCCACGUGAGUGAGACCCUUCCACUACUGGCUGAGAAGAUAAAGGCUUAGCAUCUCAUUGAGAGAAGUCCACUUUAGCUGCUCAUUCACUUCAGGUUCCUGUAAUAAAGUGAUUAAAGCCUCCAUGCUCCUGUCUUCUCUCUGCCAAGUCUAUGUUAAUGGUGAAGGAGGGAGAGCGAUUUGAGGUUUACCAUAACCCCACCGCCUUCAUGGGGCACUCUGUUCACAACGCUGACAUCAGCAAACCGCUUGCCCACAUGACGCCAUACACGCUAUCUGCCCGGUGCUGUUGAAACUGGGAUUCAUCAGUGAAGACCAUACUUCUCCAGUGUACCAGUGGCCAUGGAAGGUGAGCAUUUGCCCACUGAAGUUAGUUAUGACGCCGAACUGCAGUUAGGUCAAGACCCUGGUGAGGACGACGAGCACGCAGAUGAGCUUCCCUGAGACAAUUUCUGACAGUUUCUGCAGACAUUCUUCAGUUGUGCAAUCCCACAGUUUCAUCAGCUGUCCGGGUGGCUGGUCUCAGACAAUUCCGCAGGUGAAGAAGCCGGAUGUGGAGGUCCUGGGCUGGCAUGGUUACACGUGAAGGCGGGUUGAACGUACUGCCAGAUUCUCUAAAUCGACAUUGGAGGCGGCUUAUGGUAGAGAAAUUAACAUUCAAUUCUCUAGCAACAGCUCUGGUGGACAUUCCUGCAGUCAGCAUGCCAAUUGCACGCUCCCUCAAAACUUGAGACAUCUGUGGCAUUGUGUUGUGUGACAAAACUGCACCUUUUAGAGUGACCUUUUAUUUUCCCCAGCACAAGGUACACCUGUGUAAUGAUCAUGCUGUUUAAUCUGCUUCUUGAUACGCCACACCUGUCAGGUGGAUGGAUUAUCUUGGCGAAAGGAGAAAUGCUCACUAACAGGGAUGUGAGAGAAAUACGCUUUUUUAAACUAAACUAAUUUGAUGUGUUAAGAUAUCCAGGAUGAAAUGCUCCUUAAAGGGGUCUACACAGUCUAUCCAAACGUAGCCGACUUAGGUCUGUUUGCGUGGCUCUCUACAUACUGUAGUUCUAUGUACAUUUGUGCAGCCACAUUUUUGGAACGCGACGCAAACGCUUCUCCGUCAGUUCUGUUUGUUUAGACUGUGUAGAGCCCUUAAGGCUCGCACACAUUGCACCGAAUGUGAAUCUAGCUUUUGUCUGCCGAUCGUUUAGCACGCAGUGUUUUAGGAACAACCAGCUGUAGACCUCUGACUGACAACAUUUUCCACCCGAUUCUACAUGUAAAAUCAGUGCACGUACUCUCGGCCAGCAAACGCUAUCGGUGUAUCUGAGCCAUUACAUUUCAUUAUAACUCUUUCCUCCUUUCCAGAACCGCUGCUUUUUAGACCAUUUAUUUGAGCUAUUUGAACUUUUGAUCUGUUGAAAUGGCCAGGACUACAAUUACGCCCCAAAUUAAUGAUUUCUUCCUGAAAACCUUUCUUUAAUAUCAAUCUGUUUCUCAAUAAGUAAUCUGUAUGACUAAAUACUUAUUUUAUUCUUCCCAGAAUGUAGACAUCCCUCUUCUAGUGCCACCACUAUAGAUUCCAAGCCUUAUAAAGCAUAUGUUUGAAUAAGUGAACAAUAUCUGUUAACAAUGUAACUGGGACAAUGUCCUCCUUAUUCCCCGAACCCUGUCCCUCUCCUUUGACAUCUUAAAUAGUGACUUCUCCACUGAUUUCCUUCCCUAGCCAUCAGGAUUCGGGUCAAUUACAUUUCAUUUCAAUUCAGGAAGCAAACUGGAAUUCCAAUUUUCCUCAAUGCUUGAAGAAUUCGAAAUGGAAGUGACCCCAACCCUGCUAGCCGUUGUUAGGAAGACGAGAUCAUGUGUGUCCAAUAUUCAUCCAUGAUGGACAGAUGGGCGUUAUGACUACGGUGCAUUAUGGCAAUGGGGCUUUGGCCCCGAAAUGAGUCGCCGCAUGUCAGGGAGAGAACAUGAACUCCCGGGGCCUGCUGGUGAACAAUAGGGCCACGCAUCCCAAUGAAGCACACUCCUCUUGCCCAUGACCGAGCCCCUCAGCCCCUCUUUGUCCUAGCAGCAAGCCUCUCCCAUUGUCCUCUUUCUCUCUCUCCUCGUAUGUCUUCAUUCAUCUACCCCACUCUGUUUUCUUCAAGCUGAAGGAGAGCUUCAUAUCGCCCUCCAAUGCACUUCACCAGGUUGGUAGGGUUUAAGGCCAUACUAGGAGUAUCCUUUCUCUUUCCACAUGGUAUGUUCUCUGUGUUGGGGGUGGGUAUGGAUGGACCUACCCACUUCUGUGCAGCGGGGGAGGUCACACGUGUGAGAAGUGGGUUAAUGGUCACUGGGGCUAACGCACAAUGGAGCAGCUUUUCAAGGGGCCACUUCUGUCACCUAAAUGGAGUUAUGGAUGACCUAUCGUGUGUCCCAGAUCUGCUUGUAACUUCACAGCAGAUGCUCAUCAGUGACCAUUAGAGUAUUAAGGGACGGUUCACUUUACUGUAAUUUUCCUCCUACAGAUGCUAUUGCAUUGCUAGUUUUCAUUACACAAUAGAUGCAGUUCUUUGUAGGCCAUGUCACUUGUAUCUGAAUUAGUGUCCUGGUUAAAAUACAAUCUAUGGCACAUCAUUUUUUAUGCUUUUAUUUUCAAGCUAGCCUAAUUGUAACUGUAUAAACCUUCCCCUCGAAGCAACUGCACAGUUACACACAAGCUGUUGUUGAUACUUGAAGCAAAAUGCAGAGAAGGCUGUCAAAUAAGGAUAAAUCAGCUAGUGGCAGUUUCCCAUUCACAGAUUAAGCCUAGUCCUAGACUAAAAAGCAUUUUCAAUUUCUCCAUUGAGCUUUUUAGUCCAGGACUAGGCUUAAUCUGGGUCUGGGAAUCCACACCCUAGUCUUUUAAAUAUAUCCUUAAGAUUGACUCAAAUAAUAUAAGUUCGUCCCAGCCUGACAAUGGCAGCCAUUGACAGUUCUGGAGAGGAAAUCCUUUGUGGUGAGCAUGGCUGAUGUCUUUCCGCUCCUAAAUUGGGUCCAGGAACAUAGACAAAUGGCACUUGGUGCCUAGGAAACACCUCAAUGAGGUGGCAUAGCCACCAGUCUUGUCCUGACACUGACCUGAGCAUGAGAGAAAGAAUUGUGGAAUUCUGUUUACAGCACAAUAUUGAUCACCCUCUAAUUGUGAAAUUCUCAAAGGUUAGUUGAAACUUCUGAUAGGAAACAUCAGGUUUCAUUGCUAAUCAUAUCAAAAUCAACGAUAUCUGCUGCCUGUUUGCAGAUAUACCAUACCACCAAUCCAAAGCUCUUUUGGAGGGUUCUUGUUUUACCCAGGCUGUUUUACUCCCUCCAUUUCUUCAUCCCUUCCUCCCUCCUUUUCCCCUUCUCCAAGGCUGUUUUAUCUCAUGGCUGAACUUCUCUCUGCUGAACAGCGCUGCCUGGGUCAACUGAGGUGAAGGCAGCAGAAUGGGAUCUGAAAAAGGGUCUGUAGGAUAGCUAAAGUACUGGGUCGUAAUAAUUUGGCACCAAUGAAACAGAAUGGGACUAUGUAGAUUUGUCCAAUAAGAAACGCUCAUUUUUGUUUUCUGUUUUCACGAACCUGGUUUGAUGUUAGCAUAGCCUUUAGUGUUAAUCUUAUGACCAUGGUAUUGAUUGUGUCCCUACCAAUGCUAUCAAUACACAUCGCCUCUUGAGCUGUUGAAUGCUUUCAGGCUUUGAGUUUAUACUGAUUCCAUACAAAAUGUAUCACAUUUUAGUAAAACAAUCAAUCAAUUAUUAAAUCAAAGCAUGUACCUAUCAUUUGGAGUGAGAAUGUGUUCAUUCUCAACUUAUCUGCGUGUCUCUCUGCCAAAUAAUCAUCCAAGAACUGUCUCCCUGACCCCCCCCCACCCCACCCUACCCCACCCCCAACGCUAUCCCUCCCAGCAAGAAUCCUGCAGUGGUGGUCAGUGUGUUAGUGGUUCUUUGUGAUGUGGUUGGGAAGAGAGGUUGGGGGCAGGGGACGUAGUAGUGCGGAAUGCCGGUCCUUUGGCAGAGGGGGAUGGGUAAAGGUUAUCACAUCAGGUUUACCACUCAAACACAAGAGACUCACAGGCCACUGUGGCCAGUGUUGGGCAACAGACCAAUGCAGACUAGGGAGGGAGGACAAAUAGUCAGUCUGACAACAAGAGGCUUUGUAGUUGUUUAUUUAUGAGGUGAGACAGAAUGAUCAACAGUCAGGAGACUUAGGACAAAUGCCAGAUAGCUCCUAUCUCUGUCAGAAAAGUUUGAAGAUAGCAUGGUGUUCACAGGGGUCACUGCUCAGCGUCUCCCUUGGCUGAUUAUUAGUUGAUUUGUUAGCUGAUGUUGUAAGGUUUUUGUGAUUGCGUCAUCAUUGAUUUGGAGCAUAUCAUGCAGCAAGACUUGAGUUCUUAAGAUGUGUUCGUAAGGAUGUGUAACGACUGAACAAUCCUCCAAGCCCCUUGGAAAGUCCCUCUCUACGUUCAAAAUGUGAUAUUUGAUAUGACCUUUAAAAUGUUACAGGGCCGUAUUCACAAGAGUCUCAAAGUAGGAGUGCUAAUAAAGGAUUAUAUGGAUAGGGGGAUCUGAUACUAGAUCAGCACUCCUACUCUGAGAUGAAUUUGGAGAGGGGCACAGGAAUGAAGGUCAAACUGCUAACAGUAUUCUAAUAUUUGUUCCUCCCGUCUUUCUCUACCAUCCAGAGUAAGCUGCACAUGGAGGGCUUCCGCAGCCUGAAGGAGGGCGAGGCGGUCGAGUUCACGUUCAAGAAGUCAGCCAAAGGCCUGGAGUCCCAGAGAGUCACUGGGCCAGAGGGCACACAUUGUGUGGGCAGUGAGAGGAGACCCAAAGGCAAGAGCGUCCAGAAACGCCGCUCCAAAGGAGAUAGGUGAGUGCCUGCCUUGCAUGCACACUCUGUUUGUACAUCAAAUGGGGACAACGUAUACACUCAAAUGUACACACUGAAACAGAAACUCAUUCCCGCAAACAUUCCAAAACCCUCCAAACUAUAUUUGAACACUGGUGUUAAGUGAAAAAGAGGUCGUUCACAAAAUGAAAAUGGACAGAAAAUGCCUUAUCAGAUAAGCAACAAUGUACAUAUCUCACACACAUACCACAUCUAAGUAUACCAUAGUAGGGGUCUCGCAUACUCAAAAGAUGGUGGGCCAAAGCGUUUUAUUUAUUGUGGUUGGGUCUCACAUCUGCAAUGGUCCAUCCAUUUUGGAUAUGAUGCAAAAUGGUGUUUCAGUUUUGUCCUCUUCUUCUUUUCCUUGACCCCCACCCCUGGCCGUGGUUAGGGUCACACAGGCAGGCUUGGCGUGUGACCUGGAUCAAUAGCUGUUUAAUUCUGUCCGUCCCUUGUGGAUUCACACCCAGUGGUUCUCUCUUUGAAAACCUUUUCCAAACCUCUUCCACAAAAUGUGUUUUUGUGGUGGUAACCUGAACUGGUAACAUGAAUGUUUCUGAAUCACUUUAGAUGUGGAUUAUAAUGAUCCUGUCAUUACAGUGUAGAACUAGUGAAAUAUUAAAUUCUAGGUGUGUUUGAUGUUUAAAUAUUACUCAUGUUAGUUAUAAUAACAAAUCUACAAAAAUAAGUUAUUUUGGCUUGUUCCUGUAAAAUAACCCUUAAUGGUUCUAGGUAGAACCUUUUUACCCAUAAAGAACCCUACUAGAAGCAUUUUGUCCGUUGAGAAGGUUCUGAAGAAUCCUUUUGCAUGAAAAAGGUUCCAUACCCCACUACUUGAAUAAUGCAUUCCUUUUCAAAUGCACAAAUCCCUUCACUUUUUCUCACCAUAAAGUAAAGUAAAAGUGAGAGGAGGGCCAACAUUGUGGGUCCUUUGUCCGUUGUGGAUAUUGUGAUGGGUUAGAGAGGGGUAUCAAUGUGGCCUCCUGUCAGUUGUGAUUAGGCCCAGAGUGUAGUCAGGGUGAGAAUGGAGAUCGUUAUGGCCUCAAAGAGUCCUGGGAGGCCUGUGGCGCACUGGUCCUUAUAAGAGGAAUCAUAUGGGGCCAACUCCAACAUUUUCAAUGGAGAAUAAGAGAAAGUUUUUUAUAGUAUGUCUUGAAGAUUAAUCAUUACAUAGGUUUAUGAUUAUAAAGGAUUUUUGUCAAUGGCAUAUUUAAUAUUCUUUAUUUGGUGGUGGUGUUUGCAUGGGAUUAGAAACAGAGGGCCCUGGCACUCUUUUCACCAGUGUUAUCUGGACUCUCCAUAUUUCUUAAAAUAGGGCCAUAGUCAGCCACUGUUUCUUUUCUGAUUCUCAACCCACAUUUCUUGGACCACCUUAAAGCGUCCGCAUGCUUCCGAGCAAAAACAGUUCGGAAGAGUUUGUGCAUAUAUUAUGAUGACAUUUUGUGACAUUUUUGUUUAUUUUGGACUUCGGUAAGGUGUUUUUCGGGCACACAAAAUGUUUUCUUGAGACAAGCCGAAGUCUGUAGCCGAAGUCUACGCCCCUUCGUCGGUGAUUGGUCAACAGUAAGGAUUCAUCAGUAAAUCCUUUGUUGUCAUUCAAUGAGAGACGACUCGUUUUCAUGCAAAUUUCUACAUUGAGAAUAUUGCGUUAUCGUAGAUUAAUUCUGACUAUUAUGAGGAAGUGUACUGGCUAAAAUGGACUAACAAUACUAUUGCUGUUUUCAAGGUAUUUCAAGGGAGUAUGCGAGCACACAUGUUCGGUUCGCCAAGCAGACUUCGGCUAGUUGCCAGCCGAACUGAAGCUUGCUGACGCCUUUUGUAGGUAUAUAUGAUGCAGGGAGUGGAAAAAAAAACCAGUCCAUUUAAUUGAUAACAGAUGCAGGAGCCCGGGAGGAGGUUAGAGGUCACUGUAACCAUGGCAACCGUGUAUGACUCAAAUGUAGGGGGUUGGAGUUGCGGAGGUUAGAGAGGACCGCAGGGGUCAGAGUUAGGAGAUCAUUGCUGCGGCUUUUAAGACAAAGGACCACUUCCCUUUUCCUGCACGCACUCCCUGAUCGAUGUUGAGACAGUUGGGCCAGGCCAGAGCUUCUGUGCUGGUACCCCUCUGGAGCCUCCCUGAGUCUCCCCUGACCAAGCCUCAUCUGCAUCAUUGGGGGAAGGGGGUCCUCAAUAGCUUCUCAGUGGCACAGCAGCGGUGACAGCCCCACUGCCACUGCCCAUCUGUCAGCCGCCCUUGGACGCGUGGCUAUUCUAUAGGUCCUGUUUAAACCGAAGCUAUCAAAGGAAGGCUACUCUUUUAUGGCUACCAUUGACCCUAACCCUUCUGCAUGGACUGUGAUACUCUGUGUACGUUCUAUGGGGAAGGAAUAUAAUUGAUGUAGCUAAAAAUACCUCUUUGCAGCAAAGUACUGUGGACAAAGAAUGAAAAGGGUGGUUAAUUUGUAGAUGGGAGGCCAUUCAAAGUAACAAAUAGCCUACUGAAACAUUCAGAGAGAACGUGCUUUUAUAAAUAGUGUACAUCCUGUAGAAAAGAGUUGCAUGCUUAUUGCAUGCUUGCUGUUAUGUUCAAUUUGCAUUUGCACAUGGUGUAGAACAAAGAUCAUUUGCACUUUUUAACCCACUUUUAACCCUGUUCUCAUAAAAAGGAUGGUCAUAGGCCACUGCAUAUAACUGGCCAGAGUUCUAACUGGCAUAUGCUGCCCUCUUGUGGAUUGCAGGUGACAGCGCAUCUCACUCAAUACAAGAUCAGGGGCUAUAUGUUGCGAAAGGGAAAGGGGGAUACCUAGUCAGUUGUACAACUGAAUGCAUUCAACUGAAAUGUGUCUAACGCAUUUAACUCAACCCCUCUGAAUCAGAAAGGUCCGGGGGGGGGAUGCCUUAAUCGAUAUCCACGUCAUCGGUGCCCGGGGAGCAGUUGUUGUUGGGGGUUAACUGCCUUGCUCAGGGGCAGACAGAUUUUUACCUUGUCGGCUCGGGGAUUCGAUCCACCAACCUUUUGGUUACUGGCCCAACUCUCCUAUCAAAUGUAGUCUCUUAAUUUGAGCCAGUUGGCUAAAGCAGGAAAAUAAUCCUGCUGCAAUAAGAAAUGUAAAUUAUAAUGUGGAUUACAAAUACUGGAAAUUUUUGUAGGGGUUGAUAUACAUUUUUCUUAAGGGAAAUCAAGUCUGAAAUUUCAAAGUGGAAAUGACAAACUUCAGAAUCUCCUGCAACAGGGUGAUCAAAUUAAGAUCCUACAUCUGAAGGAUCAGGUCCUCACUCUCCAUACAAUCUUAUUAAUUGUGAUAUAAAAGCUAAGCUGAUCCUAAAUCAGCACCCCCUACGUUUAUCAGCAUGGUUGAGGGGAUCAGUUUGUGCAAGGCGAGGUGCAGAAUCGCUAAUCUUCAUCACAUAAUGAGUAGUUAUUUGAGAUGCAAGGUGAUUUGUAGAUCAGUGAUUCAGUGAUUCUGUGCAGUGUCUUCAAUCUCAAACAUGCACUUUGUCUUGUUUUUUUAGGUGCUACAACUGCGGCGGCCUGGACCACCAUGCCAAGGAGUGCAAGUUGCCGCCCCAGCCCAAGAAGUGCCAUUUCUGCCAGAGUAUUGCCCACAUGGUCGCCAACUGCCCAAUCAAAGCACAGCAGUCCUCACCAGGUUCUCAGGGAAAGCCCUCCUCCUUGAAAGGGGACGAGGAGGAACACGGCCACUCACUCCUGCCCCCCGUGAGCUCCGAU
Messenger RNA from Coregonus sp. 'balchen', 13871 nucleotides. The record is from the annotation of a GenBank genome assembly. NCBI's taxonomy places the organism in Eukaryota, Metazoa, Chordata, Actinopteri, Salmoniformes, Salmonidae.